AUGAACUAUAGCAUCUGGGUGUCACUGUUGAUGCUCCUUUGGGCAGGGCAGGGUUGGACAGAUACAAGGACCAUUGGGGCAGAAGAAUGCAUCCCCAACUCACAGCCCUGGCAGGCUGGUCUCUUUUUCCUCACCCAUCUUCUUUGUGGGGCCACUCUGCUCAGUGACCGAUGGCUACUCACAGCUGCCCACUGCCGCAAACCGUACCUGUGGGUGCGGCUUGGAGAACAUCACUUGUGGCAAUGGGAAGGUCCAGAGCAGCUGUUCCGUGUCACUGAUUUCUUCCCCCACCCAGACUUCAACAGUGACCUAACAGCCCACGAUCACAACCAUGAUCUCAUGCUGAUCCGCCUGAAGAGACCAGCCAGGUUGAAUUCAGCUGUGCAGCCCCUCAACAUCAGCAAGAGCUGUGUCAAACCUGGCACCACUUGUCUGAUCUCUGGCUGGGGGGCCAUCUCCAGUCCUGAUGUUGAAUACCCGCUCACUCUUCAGUGCGCGAACAUCAGCGUUCUGGAGCCCCGCCUAUGCGGUAGAGCCUACCCUGGUCGAAUAUCUUCAAACAUGAUUUGUGCUGGUCUCUGGGAGGGUGGCCGAGGCUCCUGUCAGGGAGACUCCGGAGGCCCUCUGGUCUGUAACGGUGCCCUGGCGGGCGUGGUAUCGGGGGGAGCCGAGCCUUGUUCUAAACCCAGGCGACCAACAGUCUACACCAGCGUCUGCCGCUACCGGAACUGGAUCUACAAGACCAUCAAGGAGAACUCCACAUGAUUGAAUUUCUCUAGGCCCCGCCCACUUGCCCUAUCCCCACCCUGCCCAAGGUCUUGCCUUUCCGGGGGACUCCCCUCUUGUGAUACCGCCCACCGCGGAAAUGCCUCCCCAUGACGUCAGCAACCGUGGCUCCGCCUUCAGUCUUUGACCCCACCUCUAUCCCCUCAAGCCUCGGAGCCCAGACCCUUCACGUGGCCCCUCCCCUUUGAGGGCCCUACCUACUGACAAAUGGCAUCCUCUGGAACUAUUCCCUUGGGACUCCAAGGGGGAACUUGGGGACUCCAUAGGAAACUAACCCUAAUAGACUCGUCCAUCCGUUUCUUCAUUCUGAUAUGAACCUUGGGGGGAAGGGGAAGAAGAAAAGAAGUCCCAGUCUCACAGUUACAAGGCCCCUGAGUGGCUCUGUCAUCCAACCCUAACCUGAAGAGGAGUCCUGAGAUCAAGACAUCAUCCAAACUGUCUGCUGAGAACCUCCAGGAAGGAGAAACUCCCAAACCUUCGGGGUGGUCCAGUUCACUUUGAGGCAGCUCUCAUUUUCCUGAUAGCAAGCCUAAACGAGCCUCUUUGCACCUUCUACAGGGUGCUCCUACUCCUCUCCUCUAGGGUAAAGAGAAAAAAUAAAUUCUUCCUUCCAUAUGACAGCCUCUCCAAGUCUUGAAGACAGCUAGCAUCUCCCUACCACUUCCAUGAGUCUUCCCUUCCCAAGAUUGAACAUUCCCAGUCUCUCCCAUCCCUCCUGAUGUGGCAUGAACUCAAGGCCCUCUUCCAUCUUGGACACUCUCCUCUGGAUUCCCUCCAAUUCAUCAAUGUUCUUCCUAAAAUGUGAGCCCCAGAGGAGAGCAUAGCUCUCCAGAUGACCUGGACCUUCACUUCCCUAUUUAUUCCUGGGCACUACAUUUCUCAAUGUAUAGUGAAGACAUUCUUUAAAUCUCCACCCAGUGCCUGGUACAGGGGGUGCCCCACACAUAGUUGGCAUUUAAAUAAAUACUUGCUGAGUUUAAUUGAAUGUGGCCUAAGAUUGCAUUAGCUGCUUUUGGCUGCCUCAUCAUUCUGUUGACUCAUAGUGAGUUUGUGGUUCAUAAAACUCAGUAAGUCUUUCAAAAACUGUUGAUUACCUGGUCACGCCUCACCCUGUCUUGCACUUAUGAAGUAGAUUUCUUUUGUUAUUGUCGUUUAUCUUUUCCCACUUAAUAGUAUUUUAUUUUCUCCAAUUAUAUGUAAAGAUAGUUUUCAACAUUCACUUUUAU
Trichosurus vulpecula (common brushtail) is the source of this 2012-nucleotide messenger RNA. RefSeq names its product kallikrein-9-like. Bases 1 to 765 code for a protein of 254 amino acids. Gene Ontology annotation, biological process: proteolysis. Gene Ontology annotation, molecular function: serine-type endopeptidase activity. The record is from RefSeq and is a predicted model, not a curated record. NCBI's taxonomy places the organism in Eukaryota, Metazoa, Chordata, Mammalia, Diprotodontia, Phalangeridae. The transcript is spliced from 5 exons.